Molecule: messenger RNA, 1387 nt
Organism: Sesamum indicum (sesame)
Lineage: Eukaryota; Viridiplantae; Streptophyta; Magnoliopsida; Lamiales; Pedaliaceae
Product: NAC domain-containing protein 1
Biological process (GO): regulation of DNA-templated transcription
Molecular function (GO): DNA binding
Source: RefSeq, a predicted model, not a curated record
AAAUGACAAAAAUCCCUCCCAUAUAAAACAGGCAGCCAGCUCCUUGCAAACAUUUCAAAAGCUCUCAUUCCCCUCUUCCUCGUAAAAUUCUCCCCUGGCUAGCCACCACCAACUAAAACUUAUAUAGGAUUAAGGUUUCAUCAGCAACAAGACUGACUGACCAAUUCUUGAACAACCCUAAUUUUUGAUUUUGUCUUUUCCGGACCAAAUCUUUCAGAAAACAAACCGGAAAAUGGUAGGAGGAAACAGCUCAGAUCUCCCACCUGGCUUCAGGUUUCACCCCACAGAUGAGGAACUAAUCACGUACUAUCUCCGAAACCAGGCUAAAUCCCGGCCGUGCCCCGUCUCCAUCAUCCCGGAAGUCGACAUCUACAAAUUCGAUCCCUGGGAAUUGCCUGAAAAAGCAGAAUUCGGGGAAAAUGAGUGGUAUUUUUUCAGCCCUCGAGACAGGAAAUACCCAAAUGGAGUGCGGCCGAAUAGAGCAGCUGUUUCAGGGUAUUGGAAAGCAACAGGCACAGAUAAAGCCAUCUAUAGUGGAUCAAAGUUUGUGGGUGUGAAAAAAGCACUUGUAUUUUACAAGGGGAAGCCGCCAAAGGGUGUCAAGUCUGAUUGGAUCAUGCAUGAAUAUCGACUCACUGACUCAAUCUCCAAUCCCAACAAGCAAAAUGGCUCCAUGAGGUUGGAUGAUUGGGUGCUGUGUAGAAUCUACAAGAAAAAGAAUCAAGCAAAAACUCCUGAGCACAGACUUAAUCAUCAUGAGGAAUCAUUCGCCCACAUCCUGCCCACUGCUGCUGUUGAUCCACAACCAUACAAAUUCCCAAGGACUUGUUCUCUAACUCAUCUCUGGGAGUUUGAUUACAUGGCCUCAAUCUCCCAACUUCUCCACGACGACAACAAUUAUGCCUCCUACAAUUUAAGCUUCAGCAGUCAAUCAGAAACAGUAACCAAUCACAGCGACGCCGCCGACGGCACCCAGAAAUCAUAUCAUCAGCCACUGCCAGGCCAAGUGCAGUUGCCAUACGUCGAUGUGCCAGUCAAGUUUCAAGUGAACCAGCCAAUUUUUGUGAAUCCACUGUAUCAACACCAGUGAAACUAAAUUUAGGGAUGGGGAAGAAAUGAAGGCAGGGAAGUGUACAAAACAACUGCUGUCGAGAAACUUAUCAAUCUCGAUCGGUACACAACAGAACAAAUAUCUUACAAGCCUUAUCAGAUUGUGCUUGUAGGAAAAUUAAUUUAUAAAAUGUUAUAGUGUUAAUUAGGAGUGUCUGAUGAUUAGGUCAUAGAUUUUCCUACAAUUCGCUUGUCGAUUUAUCAUGUCUCGUUUUGAAAUGAUGUAAAAGAUUCCUAUUUGUGCCAAAUAAAUUCUUAGACACGUUGACGCUUUUAA